CUUUCAAGCCUUUUGCCAAAUGAUAUCAGGCGAGAUAAAGUUCGCUUUCAACUAAGAUCAGAACGAAAUCUUUCAGCUUUCGCUUUGUACCCUCUUUCAAAGAGGCCUUUGACCCGAGUUGAUGAGAUCAGUGGUCUAGUCUUCCUCACUCAAGAACUCGAUUAUGAGAGAGUCUUGUCUGGACCUUCAAACUUCAUCUUUUCAGCCAUCUAUUUCGCCAGCAUCCCUGCCACCAAGGCCAGUCUUGAAACUGGUUUCUCCUGGAAUAUUGGAGAGUUUCAACUCGAUUUCCAUUUGCACGAUGUCAAUGAUAACUCUCCUGUCUGCCACGGUCUAAGAAUCUUUUCGGAGAAGAAAGAAAGUUCGGAACCCGGAACUACAAAGCAUGAAGUAGAGUCGUUUGAAGUUUAUCUAAAGAAUAGUACUCAAUGGUAG
This is a messenger RNA of Protopolystoma xenopodis, 435 nucleotides long. The record is from the annotation of a GenBank genome assembly. NCBI's taxonomy places the organism in Eukaryota, Metazoa, Platyhelminthes, Monogenea, Polystomatidea, Polystomatidae.